UUACAUUGCAGCUCAAAGUGUUUAUUUGAUUGCGCAUAUUACACGGCAGUAUUAUUGUUGAAUUUUGUUUUGUUUUUUAUACAUUGUUGUGUGUGAAGCUAUAAGUGCAAUACAAUUAUUUACAUUCACAAAGAGUGUGCAAUUAAGCGAAUUGCAAUAAUACUAGUGUGUAAGGAGAGAGGAGGUGGAAAUUGGAACACUUUGAGGUGACGACACCAGCACCAAGUUCAAGGCACAAAAAACGCACAAACCAAAAGAAAAACAAAAAAAAAAAAGCUCAACGCAGUGAACAAACAAAACAGACAAAGCCGGCGCGUGGGUGUAUGUGUGUGUUGGUGCCUGUGAGUGUGUGUUUACAAGUUCAAAAGUAGGAGCAGCAUGCAAAGCUACGAGGAUGCAUUGAGUGCAAAGGGCUAUCAGAGCUUUGGCUUUGACACGGAUGUCGAAAUGGACAUGGACAUGAGCAGUAUGAGAACCAUAGAGAAGCGUAAAACGUGUGAUACGACAACGGAUGCCUCAGACGCUGAUAAGCCCGAUGCUGAUACUGAGCUGACCAAUGAGAUUUCGGCGCCCUAUGAAGUGCCGCAGUUUCCCAUUGAACAGAUUGAAAAGAAAUUGCAAAUACAGCGACAACUAAAUGAAAAGCAAUCAACGAAUACACGCGCGCAAGGCUUGGCCAGUCCUUUGAUGCGCAGCAGCUCAGACUUUGAUGCCUUGGCCUCGAGCGAAGAAGCACCCAAAACCGAUGCCGACAUCAAUUUUCAACGUGUCUCCGUCUCGGGCGAGGACACCAGCGGUGUGCCGCUGGAGGAUCUGGAGCGUGCCUCCACGCUGCUCAUUGAGGCACUGCGCUUGCGCGCUCACUACAUGGCCAUGUCGGAUCAAUCAUUUCCAACCACAACAUCACGCUUUCUCAAGACUGUGCGUCUCAAGGAUCGCUUUGAUCGCCUGCCAGCCAAAUCGGUUUCCGACAUAAUUCGCAAAAUGAGUGUGACGAGCUUAACAGAGCAGCAUCCGAAGACGCCGCAUCCAAAAAUGGAUAAUGUCUGGGAUGUGGAAUAUGUGCCAGAUGAAACCUACGUCAUAAAGCCAGUAAAUGGCGUCUUUCAUGUAUUUGUAGAUAAGGAUUGCAAAGAGGAUUUGAAUUUUCCCUAUCCGGAUAUGAAUGAAUUUGUUAAUGACAUGCAGGUCAUGUGUAAUAUGAUAGCCGAUGGACCACUUAAAUCGUUUUGCUAUCGGCGUCUAUGCUAUUUGUCAUCCAAGUACCAAAUGCAUGUGCUGCUCAAUGAGCUACGCGAGCUGGCCGCCCAGAAGGCUGUGCCCCAUCGGGACUUCUACAAUACCAGAAAGGUGGAUACUCAUAUACACGCGGCCUCGUGCAUGAAUCAGAAGCAUUUGCUGCGUUUCAUUAAAAAGACACUGAAGAAUAACGCUGAUGAGGUGGUCACCUUUACAAAUGGACAGCCCAUGACAUUGGCACAGGUCUUUCAAUCAAUGAACUUGACUACCUACGAUCUGACCGUUGAUAUGCUGGACGUGCAUGCUGAUCGCAAUACGUUCCAUCGUUUUGAUAAAUUCAAUUCCAAAUACAAUCCCAUUGGCGAAUCCAGGCUGCGUGAGGUUUUUCUCAAAACCGAUAAUUAUUUGAAUGGCAAAUACUUUGCACAAAUCAUCAAGGAAGUGGCCUUCGAUCUGGAAGAGUCAAAGUAUCAAAACGCUGAGCUGCGUCUUUCCAUUUAUGGCAAAUCUCCAGAUGAAUGGAAUAAGCUGGCCAAAUGGGCCAUUGAUAAUGAUGUCUAUAGCACAAAUAUACGUUGGCUAAUACAGAUACCUCGAUUGUUCGACAUCUUUAGAUCCAACAAAAUGAUGACAUCAUUCCAGGAGAUUCUCAAUAAUAUUUUCUUGCCGCUUUUCGAAGCAACCAAUAAGCCCAGCGAGAAUCCAAACUUGAAUCGUUUCUUACAAUAUGUGAUUGGCUUUGAUUCUGUGGAUGAUGAGUCCAAGCCAGAGAAUCCACUGUUUGAUAGCGAUGUGCUGAGACCCGAGGAAUGGACCAUCGAGGAUAAUCCGCCAUAUGCCUACUAUAUCUAUUAUAUGUAUGCCAAUAUGACUGUGUUGAACAAGUUUAGAGAGAAACGCGGCAUGAACACUUUUGUGCUGCGCCCACAUUGUGGCGAGGCUGGACCCGUACAGCAUUUGGUGUGUGGCUUUCUCAUGGCCGAAAACAUUUCCCAUGGCUUGCUGCUGCGCAAGGUGCCAGUGCUGCAGUAUCUUUAUUAUCUGACACAGAUCGGCAUAGCAAUGUCACCGCUUUCGAAUAAUUCGCUGUUUCUUAAUUAUCAUCGCAAUCCCUUGCCCGAAUAUUUAGCGCGUGGUUUGAUUAUCUCUUUGUCUACCGAUGACCCGCUGCAAUUUCAUUUCACCAAGGAACCUCUUAUGGAGGAAUACAGCAUUGCAGCGCAGGUGUGGAAGCUCAGCUCAUGCGACAUGUGCGAGCUGGCGCGCAAUAGCGUCACUAUGAGUGGUUUUCCACAUCAUAUUAAACAACAGUGGCUGGGUAUGCAUUACUUUGAGGAUGGCAUUAUGGGCAACGAUAUAACUCGCACCAAUGUGCCCGAAAUUCGCGUGGCCUACCGAUAUGAGACUCUGUUAGAUGAACUCACUAAUAUAUUCAAAGUGAAUCAGACUUGCCAUGUUGUGAAUGAUUCCAAAUAAAUUAAAAGAGUUUCCAAUUGCAACUUUAACCAAUAAUAAUAUGCAUAUACACACAGUACACUACAUAUAGUGAUUGCUUUUUAUGCAUAAACGCAUAUGGCUAUAUAUAUUCUGUAUGCUAAAGUUUCCUGUUCUUAACUAACCAUUUAAAAAACAGCAAACCCAUCAAAGCUCUAUUUACAUUUGGUGUAUGUUGUACUUAUACGUGUGUUUGUGUGUGUGUGUGUGUUUUUACAAACUUAUAUACAGGGCGCAUUGGCUGGCAACAGCUGUAACUGCAAUACUCUAAAGCAAGCGCAUUAAUUAUUCUAAAAAAAAAUUAAAUUCUUAAAAAUAUAUUCCUCAAUCUGACUUGUAGUUAGUCUAUUUUUUUAUGAGCCUUGCUGGUGUUGCAAGUUGCAGCUAUUUUGCAAUCGAACUAGCAAAAAAUUAUAUUAAAACUUUUUAAAUCCAUAUA
Drosophila busckii is the source of this 3172-nucleotide messenger RNA. Its product is annotated as AMP deaminase 2. Gene Ontology annotation, biological process: IMP salvage; AMP metabolic process. Gene Ontology annotation, cellular component: cytosol. The transcript has 10 exons. The coding region runs from base 379 to 2715 and encodes 778 amino acids. NCBI's taxonomy places the organism in Eukaryota, Metazoa, Arthropoda, Insecta, Diptera, Drosophilidae. The record is from RefSeq and is a predicted model, not a curated record. Gene Ontology annotation, molecular function: AMP deaminase activity.